AUGACCCGCGCUGUGGUAUAUCUGAAUGAAAGCCAGGGAGGAAAAGGAGGAAACUUGCUCUUCCGCAUCCUCACGCAUAACAUUCGGUAUGCAACCACCUCGCCGUCCGCGGGCGAGCAGCCGUGGAGUGUUCGAGCACCGCUGAUUGUGAAUGAGCUCGACUAUCACACCCGUACGAGCCCGGAGAGCUUCGUCUGCCUGCAGGAAGCGCUGCACAAGCAGGUCCAGGACGUCCUCUCCGGCCUCAACUCGCACGUCCAGGAUGAAUGGGCCUACAUUGGCGUGGGCAGAGACGACGGCAGACAGGGCGGAGAGUACUCUCCCAUCUUCUACCGCCCUGGAGUCUGGGAGCUGAUGGAAAAGGAGACCGUCUGGCUGUCGGAGACGCCCACGGUCCCGUCCAGGGGCUGGGACGCUGCCACCAUCCGCAUCGUUAACGUCGGGGUCUUCAGCCACCGCGCGUCCAACCAGACCGUCCUCGCCAUGAACACCCACCUGGACCACAAGGGCACAAAGGCACGCUACGAGUCGGCCAAGCUGAUCCUCGCACUCAUCGACAAGUACCUCAGCAGUCGCUCCGACAUCGCCGGCAACUUCCUGGCCGGAGACUUCAACAGCGAGGAGAACCAGGAGGCGUACAAGGAGUUCACCAAGCCCGGCUCGCCCAUCGUCGACGCCUACAAGCAGGUCCCCAAGGCGAAGCACUACGGGAACGAGGCCUCCUUCACCGACUUCCAGGACAAAACUCCCGGCAGCCGUAUCGACUAUGUCAUGCUUGGCCCCAAGAGGGGCUCUGCCCUCCCCUGGGCCUUCAACGGCUAUGCCGUCCUCCCAAGCAAGUUCGACGACGGCAUCUUCAACUCUGACCAUCGCGCCGUCGUCGCCGACGUGACCCUGAAAUAG
This is a messenger RNA of Microsporum canis CBS 113480, 903 nucleotides long. Its product is annotated as endonuclease/exonuclease/phosphatase family protein. The transcript has 2 exons. The record is from RefSeq and is a predicted model, not a curated record. NCBI's taxonomy places the organism in Eukaryota, Fungi, Ascomycota, Eurotiomycetes, Onygenales, Arthrodermataceae. The coding region runs from base 1 to 903 and encodes 300 amino acids. Gene Ontology annotation, molecular function: 3'-5'-RNA exonuclease activity.